ACGAAGGAUAUGUCUUGAACAGUGGAAACGAAGUCAAGUCUGACGACAAAACCAAUGACAAAGAACAAACAAAAGAAGAAAAUGUAAAUAACAUGCAAGACGCAAACUUUAAUCAUAUGAAAGAAUUCUUUAAAUCUAAAACACUUGAAUAUUCAUCUCAGAUCCAAAAUUUAGAAAUUCUUGUAAUAAAACUUCAAAACCAACUAUUGAUGGAAAAAUUGGACAAGCAAAAUCAUUCCACAUCUAUAACUCGGUUAGAAAAUAGUAUUCUUAAACUAGAGAAUGAAUUACUAAGGCUAAACCAUAGCCAUUUUGACUUGAAAAUAGAAAAUGAUAAAAUGAAUAGACAGAAGCUAAAAUAUCUACAGUUGGAUCACGUGCCAAAAAACGAUUCUAAGCAAGCAAAAGAAAUAACAGAUCAGACAUCGAAAAGUUAUGAAAUAAUAACACAACAACAAAGCAAAAUAACACAACUAGCAGAAUUACUCAAGAAUCAGUCAAAAGCAAUUCAACACAUGAAAACGAGAUACGAUUAUUUGGAAGAUCAGAACCGGAUGCUCUUCCAGAUGGUCAUGAAUCAGACGACACUGAUGACACAAAUAAUGUCACGAGUACAAGAAUUAUCAGAUCAAAAUAUGCAACAUAGGAUAGAAGCACAAAGUCUAAAGGAGAAAUUGGCAAUGUCAAAAUUAUCUGAUAAAAAAGAAAAUAAUCAUAUUUCAGAGGUAUCGAAUGAAUUGCUAGAAAAAAUUGAUGCAAUAGUAUCAGACACAAAGUUAGAUAUGGCAGACGAUAGAAAGAGCAAGACUAAUACCCAGGAAACAGCAAAAUUUGGCAAUGAAGACGAGACAGACGAAAAACUGAAAGCCUACAUAAAUAAAACAAAAAGGCUUGCCGACAUUACAUAUAAUUGGUGUGGAAAACACCGAAUGGUCUGUAUAUACAAAUCUAUUAGACUGGCAACGUGUGUACCAUUUGUUCCUCUGUACUGGUCUGUGUGUGAGGAAAGACAAAUAAGAGAUACAACAAGACCACAAAUGGAGUAUGGAUAUGACAGAAGGAAAACAACAAAAAAAGAACUGGAUGAAUUGAAGGAGCAGAUAUUCAAUAAAGUAAAUGCGCUGCCUGUAGCUGAAGACCCAAAAGAUAGAAACGAGGAAAAGGCAGAUGAGAACAUAAAAGAUGACGACACUAAAUCACACGCCUUUGUACAAGGAAGCGAAAACGAAAUAGUUGAGAUCUCAAAACAAAGUAUCGAGAGCAAACCUCAGACAGUUGACGUAGAUAGAAAGGUAAUUGAAGAAAACUUAGAGCUAAAACUUCCCAAACCAACCGCAGAAGAAACUACGAAUAAAAUAAAAAAUACAGAUACAACAGGCAAUGAAAAAUCAUCAGAAAUCAAAGCAUCACAACAGGGUGUUCAAUUAGAAAGUAUAAUUUCUAACAAGGUUCAAGACAGCAACACAGGGAACGAAAACACGGUAGACAGGAAUCCUAAUGUGCAAUCAGAUAUUAAACCUCAUGAAAAUACCGUAAAGCCGGACAUAGGCCAAGCACAAGAAACUUUACUGACAAAUAGUAAACCUACUACAAAAGAAGAUACAGAAUUUCAAAAACCUGUACCUAAAGAUAACCCAACCAUUAACCAACAGCAGGAAAAUAAAAAUCAAAAGGCCAAUACGCAAGAAGGUUUACCUCUAAAUGAUCAGAAGGAAAAGAACUCCAAAUCAAUAAAAGAACAAACAAAUAAAGGACAGAACAACGAGUCUCCAGAACAGAAGGACAAGAAAAUGGCUCUCGAAGAACCGGUACCAAUUGAAAAACCAGUAAAAACUUCACAGCAAGAAAACACUAUACUAAACCACGAUAAGAUACCGGAUAACAAAACGGCACAGAAGAAAGUGGCAAAAGAUAAACCCCAAGUUAAAAAUUCAAAGACAGAUGAACCUCCCAAAAAAAAGUCCUCCGACAAACAACCAAGUACACAACACAAAAAAGCUGACAACAUAAAAUCUCAAAAGCUAUCACCUAAAAAGGACUCAAAAAUUACGAAUCAAGAGAAGAAACAAGAUGAUAAAGCUCUGGAUCCAGCAAAACAAAAUAAGAAAGAAGUGAAAGAGACAACAAAACAACACAAGAAUCACAAAGAAGAUACAUUGAAAGAAGUUAAACUACGAUACCCGAAAAAGGAUCAAACAGAACCUAAAGAUUGUUAUGACUAUUAUAUGCAAGGAUACAAACGAAAUUCAAUUUACAAAAUAAAACCAUAUGGUUUUGGUAAAAGUAUACAGGUAUAUUGUGACAUGAAAGACGGAGGGUGGACAUUGAUACAGAAACGGUCGGAUGGUACUACUAAAUUCUUUAGGGAGUGGGCAGAAUACAAAAAUGGUUUUGGAGGAUUAUAUGGUGAGCACUGGUUAGGCAAUGACUACAUUCACUACCUCACAAACCAGGACCAUUACAAACUAAGGAUAGAACUAACAAAUUGGGAGAAAACAAAGAAGUUUGCUGAAUAUGAUGUAUUCAGGGUUGAUGAUGAGAAAGAAGGAUAUAAACUAACAAUAAGUGGAUACAAUGGAGAUGCUGGGGAUGGAAUGGCCAAACAUAAUGGUCAUAAAUUCUCUACCAAGGAUGUGGAUAAUGAUAAAGUUGUGAAAGAAUUCGGGGGAAGUUGUGCCACCCGAUUUAGUGGAGCAUGGUGGUAUUACAAAUGCUAUAUGUCAAAUUUGAAUGGACUCUAUUAUAGAAAUGGACAAAUCCCACCCAAAAUGUUUGAUGGUAUAACAUGGAAGCCCUGGACAGGACCGAAUUAUUCUUUACGUUCAGUGGAAAUGAAAAUUAGACCAUCUACGGCAAAGGAUAAAUAAUUGAAGUGUAUCUUAUCAAAUAAUCUAAUGAUGCACUAAAAGCAAGCUACCCAAGGGCUUAAAUCAAAAAGGCAUAUGUAUGUUUGGCAAUGGCAUGCAUCACAAGAAAGUUAGAUGGCUAGUCUACCACCCACUUCCUCUUCCAGUCAAACAAAAACUUAAAAGAAAAGCAAUACCUACAAAUUGUUUGAGCUUAAACUGUAAAGAAUUUUCUAAGAUAAAAUGGGUCACUCACACAUCAGAUGUUCUCGAUCCAUAAUUUUUUUUAAAGCAAAUUUAGCAGAGAACAGCUGAAAAAUAAAUUGGAAAAGGGCUGAUCCCACCUAAUUUUCUUUAAUUUGAAUUCAAUUGAAAAGAUCUCAUGAAAAAGGAGAGUUCCAGUCAUUAAAACAACCCCUCCUUUUUGGGGGGUUCUAACAAUACAAUCAUGUAUAGAUCCAUAAAAAUGUUUGAAUUAUGUGUUGACUUGAAAUUAUCUAUAGCAUAAAAUAUCU
Mytilus trossulus (common blue mussel) is the source of this 3361-nucleotide messenger RNA. RefSeq names its product angiopoietin-2-like. The transcript has 3 exons. The record is from RefSeq and is a predicted model, not a curated record. The coding region runs from base 93 to 2867 and encodes 924 amino acids. NCBI's taxonomy places the organism in Eukaryota, Metazoa, Mollusca, Bivalvia, Mytilida, Mytilidae.